AUGAAUAUGAGUGCUGGUGCGUAUAAACGCGUCAAAGCAGGGCCCAAGAGUGUUAAGAGCAGGACUCCACCACAAGUCAAACUCCUCGUCUGUGAUCGCGUCCAUGUGGUGCCACUUAUGCCGACCCCCCUUCUCCGCUCUGAGAAAGUAGCAGCAACUGGUGCAGCAUUACUGUUUUGA
Molecule: messenger RNA, 180 nt
Organism: Paracoccidioides brasiliensis Pb18
Exons: 1
Coding region: 1-180 (59 amino acids)
Source: RefSeq, a predicted model, not a curated record